CGAUGUCUCUCAGCCUCUGCAGGGCAGUUAGCCGCAUUAGCUCCCUGCUUGUCCUCAGAUGACUCCUCCUCCUCCUCCUCUUCCUCCUCGGCUGUCUGCUGUAUCCCUGCCUCCCCCCUCCUCUUCCUCCCCUCCUGUGACACACCAGACGAUGCAUUGACUGAGCGGAGGAGAAGAAGAAAACCUCUCCCAGCCUGCCAGCCGUCCUGCCUGCUGCAUGGAGACGGAGAGGAGGAAGGGGAGCAGAAGGAGAACGUUGACCAGAACUCUGCAGGACCAGCUUGUUCACAGUUCUUCAUAGGAUCCUCCUGCAUCCCACCAGACCUGCUGCCGGCUCCUCAACCUCCUCAACCUCCCUGGGCUCUGACCUCAUGGAUCUGAAACCUUUGUCAGGACUCUUAUGCAGCAUUCCUGACACUUAACCACAUCCGGUGUUGACCCCUGCUCCAGUUUCCUGUCCUGCAGAGCGCGGCAUCCAUCAUGGCAGAGGGGCUGCUGCAGGUGGAGAUCCCAGACUUCGGCAGCAGCGUGUUGGGCAGCCUGAACGAGCAGCGGCUGCUGGGCCACUACUGCGACGUCUCCAUCCUGGUCCAGGGACAGGCCUUCAAGGCGCACCGGGCCGUCCUGGCGGCCUCCUCGCUCUACUUCAGAGACCUCUUCAGCUCUGUGGCCGACCCCUCCUCCUCCUCUUCCUCGCCGUCCUCCUCCCAGGCCGUCUUUGAGCUUCCGUCGUCGGUGACGCCGGCGUGUUUCCAGCAGAUCCUGUCGUUCUGCUACACCGGACGGCUCAGCAUGGCCGCCAGCGAGCAGCUGGUGCUCAUGUACACCGCCGGCUACCUGCAGAUCCAGAACAUCGUGGAGCGAGGCAUGGAGCUGAUGAUGAUGAAGGCGUCCUCCUCAUCCUCUCCUCUGUGCUGCGACUCUCAGACGACUUCAGCAGACGAGCUGGGGGGGGUUGAUGCCCCCGUGGCGCAGCAGCAGCACAGCGCCCCCCAGCUGCAGGAGGUCAGUCCUGACCAGCCGUCUCUGAGCCCGGAGGAGCUGCUGCUGGCUGUCAGCAGGAUCAAGCAGGAGAGAUCCGACACGCCUCCGGCCGAGGAGAGCGGAGGAGCAGAGGAGGCCAGAGUGGACGUGGAGCUGCAGUCCUCCAGGAGCGGCUCUCUGUGCUACCUGAGCGCAGGAGGCGGUCUGGUUCCGGGGCUGCAGUCCUACCUGCUGGCCGGCGCCGGACGCUCCAGUCCAGGAGGGUCCAGCGUCCCCGCGGACUCGCCUCCCUCCCAACCGCCGACCGAGGAGGAGCUGGAGGAGGAUUACUAUGGCAACGCAGUUCAUCCGGGGCUGUACCAGCACAUCUAUGGUCACACUGGAAACCCCUACAUUCAAGAAAAGCUGGAGCUGCUGCCCCUCCCAUUGGCUAACGAGCGCCGGCCCUGCGUUCUGGUUGGCCGGGACAACAUGGCGCUGCCCGCCAGCCUGAUCAGCCAAAUCGGCUACCGGUGCCAUCCGUCGCUCUACGCCGAGGGAGAUCCUGGAGAGAAGGUGGAGCUGGUGGCAGGUUCAGGUGUGUUCAUGACCAGAGGUCAGCUGAUGAACUGUCACCUUUGUGCCGGAGUCAAACACAAGGUGCUGCUACGGAGGCUGUUGGCCACUUUCUUCGACAGAAACACCCUGGCCAAUAGCUGCGGAACAGGGAUUCGCUCGUCCACCAACGAUCCGAGUCGGAAACCUCUGGACAACCGAGUGUUGAACACGGUCAAACUGUACUGUCAGAACUUUGCUCCCAACUUCAAGGAAAGUGAGAUGAACGUCAUUGCCGCUGACAUGUGCACAAACGCCCGCAGAGUUCGUAAGCGCUGGCUCCCAAAGAUCCAGUCGCUCCUCCCUGAUGGCUUGCCCUCCUCCGCAUCAUCCCAUCCCCGUAAGGGGAAGAGAGGAGGAGCAGGAGGAGCAGGAGGAGCAGGAGGAGCAGGAGGAGAGCGGCCCGGUGGCAGCCCCUUUGAGCUGGACUUGCGGCAGCUCAGCGCCUCCUACCUCAGCCUGGAGGCGCCGGUCUACACGGAGCGCCGUGAGAGGGAGGCGGCAGGGGAGAAGGAGAAGGAGGCCCACCUUCCUCACCUGCAGUUCGCCGGCUCCCGGGGAGGAGAGGGGGGGCCGGAGGAGGAGGAGGGGCUGAUGGGGGGGGAGACAGAUGGGGAGGAAAGGCAACAGACUGAACAGCCCCCAAACCUGCCCCUCUCCCUGUCCUCCUCCCUGUCCUCCUCUUCCUCCUCCUCACACCCCUCCCCUCAGCCUGCAGAGCCCGCCCCCCCUCACAGGGGAUUGGCUGACACAGAUAUGAGGGGGGAGGGGCCUACGGAAGACAGCCAAUAAGCAUCCUAAUGCAUCUGCCUACCUGUCUGUAAAUAAAACAAUAGCUACCUGGC
Xiphophorus hellerii (green swordtail) is the source of this 2423-nucleotide messenger RNA. RefSeq names its product nucleus accumbens-associated protein 2-like. NCBI's taxonomy places the organism in Eukaryota, Metazoa, Chordata, Actinopteri, Cyprinodontiformes, Poeciliidae. Gene Ontology annotation, molecular function: DNA-binding transcription factor activity, RNA polymerase II-specific; RNA polymerase II cis-regulatory region sequence-specific DNA binding; protein binding. Gene Ontology annotation, biological process: regulation of transcription by RNA polymerase II. The record is from RefSeq and is a predicted model, not a curated record. The transcript has 9 exons. Bases 481 to 2370 code for a protein of 629 amino acids.